Messenger RNA from Dromiciops gliroides (monito del monte), 1017 nucleotides. RefSeq names its product CD80 molecule (gene CD80). Gene Ontology annotation, cellular component: external side of plasma membrane. NCBI's taxonomy places the organism in Eukaryota, Metazoa, Chordata, Mammalia, Microbiotheria, Microbiotheriidae. Gene Ontology annotation, biological process: cell surface receptor signaling pathway; immune response; T cell costimulation. The record is from RefSeq and is a predicted model, not a curated record.
AUGGGCAGAGUAGCAGCAAAACGGGGAAGAGGCAAUAGUGCCUUCACUGGAAUAGCCGCAGAGGCAGAGCCGUUGUCUCAGCCACAGGCAGGGAAGGAGGAAGAGGUAAUCAACUUUCAGGGGCUUAUCACACUCACUACUCCUGGUGAGGAGAGAAGCAGGUGGCCAAAUGUAAAGGAACCUGUUACCUUGUCAUGCAACUAUGGUAUUCCUAAUAAGGAAAUGUCAAAUUAUCGAGUCUACUGGCAAAAUGGUGACAAAGUGGUACAGGCCUAUGUACAUGGGAAAAGCGUUGAAGAUCUCAUUGAUGCUUCAUACGUGAACAGGACGACUGCAAUUGACAUGUCCAAUAACCUCUCCAUCACGAUCCUUUCUCUUCGAGUAUCUGAUGAGGGCACCUAUGGGUACGUACAGAAACUGGUGGGAGGACAGUACAGACGAGCAAAGCUUGAUGUGAAAUUGUCAAUUAGAGCUGACUUUUCAGAUCCUAUUAUCAAUGCGCAUAGAGAAGAAUUGCCCUUUUCCAGUUGGAGGAUAACUUGUUCAUCCAAGGAAGGUUUAUCCCCACAGCCUAUGCUCCUCUGGUUGAACAAUGGGAAAGAGCUAACUUCCUUCAACACACCACUUUGCAAGAUCCAACAACUAGGCUGUAUAAUCAUUGAGAGUGAGCUGCGGGUCAAUCAAACCACGAACUCUCUCUUUAACCUGUUUAAUCAAUAUGGUGAUUUCGGAGUGUCAAGAAAUAUCACCUUAAAAAUAAACCCAGACCCUGUGCCAACUCUCCAACCACCCAUCAUCGUUUCUAUUGCUCUGAUAAGCAUCUGCUUUUUCUUGGCAGUCUUGUUGCUACUUCUAAAACGAUGCCCCUGCCAGAAUUGCAAACAGCCCAAGGAUGGUCUCUGCUGUGUCCCACAAGAAGUCACUGUUGCAGCCACAGAGGAAGAGGCAAAUGACUCAAUGCUCCCACUAGCCCAGGUUGAAACGGCUGCAACAUCUGACAAGGCAGCCAGUGUGUGA